GAAGUGGAAAUCGUCCCUGGGCAGCUGAUUUUAGUCGUCGGGAAGGUCGGCUCCGGAAAGUCGACACUGCUGCAGGCGCUCGGGAGCGGGAGUUUCUCGGGUUACUCCGACUUGAUCCUGGACGACGGAAAGAAGUUCGUUCACGAAGAGGCAAAUUCUAGUACGUUCGCGGCUGCUGGUACAACGGAGAUCGAUCUGUUGUCGUUGAUGACCUCCACCACGACCUGCACAACUUCUCCGGGGCCGAACAGCCAGAAGGACCACCGAGAGACCUCCACAGGCGCACCCGUGCGUCGUGAGUUCUUGCUUUCUAGCAACAGCCCGCUACCUGCCAGGAAAGUUUCAAGCAAAACGACGCGCAUUUUGAUUCCGCGCGACGUGAAAACGGCCUUUGUCGCACAGAAGCCGUUUCUUAUGGGUGGGAGCAUCAAGGAUAACAUUCUUUUCAAGAAAAAAAGCGUCACGACGGAAGAUGCUUAUCAUGAGGCUGGCGGCUUGCGAGAGAAGGAACAACGGGAAGCUAAUAAAGUAGACGAUGCUUCUGUCCUCUCAUCCACGACCCGCGAAAUAAACAAGAAUGCACUGUACGACACCGUGAUCGAGAAGUGCCAGCUCCGGCCCGACCUGAACCGCUUCGCGCCCGACUACGACGGCACCCUGGUGGGUGCCAAGGGCGUGCAACUGUCCGGGGGACAGAAGACGCGUGUCUCCCUCGCGCGCGCGCUGUACGCGGAGCCGGAGUUACUUUUCCUGGACGAUGUGUUGUCGGCGGUGGACGCGACGACGGGCGAGAAAAUCUGGAGCGAGUGCGUAUGGGAGCCGUGCGUGGUCGAGAAGAAGUGCGCGGUCGUCCUGGCCACUCACCAACUGCACUUCCUGCUGGAGUCG
Molecule: messenger RNA, 888 nt
Organism: Amoebophrya sp. A120
Lineage: Eukaryota; Dinophyceae; Syndiniales; Amoebophryaceae
Source: the annotation of a GenBank genome assembly